AUGCGUUAUGCAAUCUCUCGACCAAGCGAAUAUCUCCUGCUCACAGGAGCAGGAGUCGACGAUAUCCAGAUCAAAAAGAAGUCCCUUGUGAUGCCAUGGCAGCGAUGUGCAAGGAUUUCCGUGGCACCGUUCGACUUCUCGAUGAAUCUCCAGGCAAUGACCAGCGAGAAGCUUCAAUUCUCCCUGCCUGCGGUGUUCACCAUCGGUCCUGAGACCGGGGAGGACGCACUCAAGAAAUAUGCCCGUCUCCUUUCUGGGAACUCUGGAUCAGAAUUACAAAAGAAUGCCCCUGCUUCCACUGUGAAGCACCACGUCCAGGAUAUCGUGAAGGGGAUUAUUGAAGGAGAGACUCGGGUGAUUGUCUCUAGCAUGUCGAUGGAGGAGAUCUUCAAGGAACGACAGGUUUUUAAGAAUAAGGUCAUUGGGAAUGUUCAGAAUGAGCUCGAAGAAUUCGGUUUGAAAAUCUAUAACGCCAACGUCAAGGAACUUCAAGAUACCCCUGGCAGCGAGUAUUUUGCCUUUUUGAGCCGCAAGGCACAUGAGGGAGCCCUCAAUCAAGCCAGGGUUGAUGUUGCUGAGGCCCGAAUGCGUGGUGAAAUCGGAGAGUCCGAGAAGCAAGGCAAAACCAAGCAGGAAAUCUCCAAGAUCGAUGCCGAAACUGCUGUCCUGGAAACCAAGCGAAAGGCCGAAAAGGCCAAGGCAGACGCUGACCUUGUGGACUGUAAAACAGCGCUGAAUGCCAGAAACGAAAUGAGCAAUAUUACUGCAACGCGCCAGAACGAGAUGAAAGAAGCAGAGUUGCAAAAGCAGCUCCAGGCUAGAAUGGCGGAGACUGAGUUGGAACGGCGCAGGGCGAACGAAGUCACCAAGAGCAAGGUUGCGCGCGAGGCUGCGCAGGAAACUGCUAACGCAUCUUACUACACGGAGCAUAAGGCAGCAGAUGCACACUUGUACAAGCGAAAGAUGGAAGCAGAUGCGUUAUACUACCGCCAGAGCAAAGAAGCAGACGCUGCUUUCUACAAGCAACAGCGCGAUGCUGAAGGUCUGCUGGAACUUUCUAAGGGAUAUGGUGCCCUUGUCGACGUUCUCGGUGGUCCUCAAGCCUUCCUGCAGUUCCAGAUGAUGCAGAACGGCACCUACGAGAAGCUGGCGCACGCAAAUGCCCAAGCUAUUAAUGGCCUUCAGCCGAAGAUUACUACGUGGAAUACUGGAAACGGCGACGUUGGCGACUCAUCUGCACCAAUUCGGAACAUUAUGCAGAAUCUUCCUCCGCUCUUGAGCACAAUCCAAGAACAAACUGGUAUCUCUCCACCGACAUGGUUGGCUCAGAUGCCCAAUAGCCAUCCUAAGGACCCUAAGAUGGCGAAGACGUCUAGUGGUUGA
Molecule: messenger RNA, 1383 nt
Organism: Aspergillus glaucus CBS 516.65
Lineage: Eukaryota; Fungi; Ascomycota; Eurotiomycetes; Eurotiales; Aspergillaceae
Product: flotillin domain protein
Exons: 6
Coding region: 1-1383 (460 amino acids)
Biological process (GO): protein localization to plasma membrane
Cellular component (GO): plasma membrane
Source: RefSeq, a predicted model, not a curated record